AUGGAGCAAGAGACCAUCAGCCAGGUUGGCACCGACCAGCACUCCAUCAGCGACGACAGUAACGCCGAAAAAGGAUAUGUCGAACAAGUUGAUCUUCAUAACAAUGUGUCUGCAAAAAUCAAGAACCCAUUGGCCGACUUGACCAAAAGUCAAGUCUUGCGUGACGUCGAGAAUUUCGCCCAAGAGUUUAACGUAACGGACAUUUUACCAGAGCUCCGGAAAGGAGCAUUAGUAGCUCGCUCUCCAACCGAGUUCGAGUCAGUACCAGACCUGACCGAGACCGAGCUGACGGCGCUGCGAGACGAAACCCUGCACAAGUGGCGCCAGCCUAGAGCACUGUACUUCACCAUCAUUCUAUGUUCUGUUGGUGCAGCUGUGCAAGGAUGGGACCAAACAGGCUCUAAUGGCGCAAACCUGUCAUUCCCCGAUGCAUUUGGGAUCCCCGAAACAGACAACCCAAACGCCUAUCGAAACCAAUGGAUUGUCGGAGUCGUCAAUGCCGCUCCAUAUAUCGCUAGUGCUGUCCUAGGCUGUUGGCUCUCGGAUCCCUUUAACCGUGUCCUCGGCCGCCGUGGAACAAUCUUCAUCUCGUCCAUCUUCUGUGUCCUCUCACCUAUUGGCUCAGCCGUAACCCAAACCUGGGAACAACUUUUCGCAACUCGUCUACUGCUCGGUCUAGGAAUGGGAUUGAAGGCGUCAACGGUCCCAAUCUUCUGCGCCGAGAAUACACCAGCUGCUAUUCGCGGCGGUCUAGUGAUGUCCUGGCAACUCUGGACGGCAUUUGGCAUCUUCCUCGGAUUCAGCGCAAACCUUGCUGUCAAAGACACAGGUGCUAUCUCAUGGCGUCUACAGCUUGGCUCAGCCUUUAUUCCCGCUAUCCCCCUCCUCGUCGGUGUUUUCUUCUGCCCCGAGUCGCCUCGCUGGUAUAUUCGACGUGGCGAGAUGGACAAGGCUUACCGAUCGCUCUGUCGCCUACGCAAUACCCCCCUACAGGCUGCCCGUGAUCUUUACUAUAUUCAUGCCCAGAUCAAGAUUGAAUUGGGUCUUAUCGGCGAUAGUAAUUAUGUCAAGCGCUUCGUUGAGCUUUUCACCAUCCCCCGUGUCCGUCGUGCCACUCUUGCAUCUUUUACUGUUAUGAUCGCCCAGCAGAUGUGUGGUAUUAACAUUGUGGCAUUUUACUCAUCCACUGUCUUUUCCAACGCCGGUGCGAAUGAUACACAGGCUCUCUUUGCUUCCUGGGGCUUCGGCUUGGUCAAUUUCUUGUUUGCUUUCCCUGCCAUCUGGACAAUUGACACAUAUGGACGCCGCACUCUAUUACUAUUCACCUUCCCGCAGAUGACCUGGACGCUUCUUGGUGCUGCCUUCUGUUUCUGGGUCCCUGAAGGAAAGGCCCACCUGGCGUCUAUUGCCUUCUUUGUUUUCUUGUUUGCUGCUUUCUACUCGCCCGGCGAAGGACCUGUACCUUUUACUUACUCAGCUGAGGUCUUCCCUCUAUCCCAUCGUGAGGUCGGCAUGUCCUGGGCUGUGGCUACCUGUCUAGGAUGGGCAGCUGUGCUAUCUAUCACCUUCCCUCCCAUGCUUCACACGAUGACAGCCACUGGCGCAUUUGGCUUCUAUGCUGGUUUGAAUGUGACUGCUCUCAUCAUGAUCUUCCUCUGGGUUCCCGAGACAAAGCAGCGCACGCUUGAAGAGCUCGAUUAUAUUUUCGCUGUUCCCACGCGCGUUCAUAUGAAGUAUCAGCUUACCAAGGCCCUUCCUUACUGGUUUAAUCGCUAUGUUUUCCGCAGGAAUGUUGUACUAGAGCCUCUCUACAAGUUUGAUACCGUUGCCAGUGGUGACGAAGUUGUUGAGGAGGCGAAGACAACCAGCGUUGUAUCUGAACAUGCAAAGGCAUAA
This is a messenger RNA of Penicillium nucicola, 1896 nucleotides long. RefSeq lists its product as uncharacterized. Bases 1 to 1896 code for a protein of 631 amino acids. NCBI's taxonomy places the organism in Eukaryota, Fungi, Ascomycota, Eurotiomycetes, Eurotiales, Aspergillaceae. Gene Ontology annotation, molecular function: myo-inositol:proton symporter activity. The record is from RefSeq and is a predicted model, not a curated record. The transcript has 5 exons. Gene Ontology annotation, cellular component: membrane. Gene Ontology annotation, biological process: transmembrane transport.